Molecule: messenger RNA, 1740 nt
Organism: Dictyostelium purpureum
Lineage: Eukaryota; Evosea; Eumycetozoa; Dictyosteliales; Dictyosteliaceae
Exons: 6
Coding region: 1-1740 (579 amino acids)
Source: RefSeq, a predicted model, not a curated record
AUGAAUAAUAAGGAAAUUUUUUUAUACAAUUGCCCAAUUUGGUGUGAUAAAGAAAAAUAUUUAAUAAACAAUAUUGAAAUAACAACUUCUGGUUUACAUAUUAUGGAUUUGAUAUGUCUUAUGGAAUAUACAAAUGGAAAAGGUUUAUAUUUAAAUGACAAUAUAAUAUAUUUUCAAUUAGAAAAUUUAUUUAAUAAUGAAAAAGAUAAAAAAGAAUUUAAAAUUUUACCAUCACAAUUUAAUUCCAAACUAUGUAUGGAUAGACAGAUUUAUACAACAAAUGAAAAAAUUGAUGAUAUUAUAAAUUGGGUGAAAAUAAAUGAAAUUAAUAAAACUUUUGUAGCUAUAAACAACCCAAAUUUAAAAAAAGCACUUCUUUCAUCUACAUAUUUAACAAAUGAUUUUUUAGAAGAUAAUUUUGUGUUAUUAGAAAUUCCAUGUAUUCAACAAACCGAUAAUACAUCUUGUGGUGUACUUACUUUAUAUUUUGUAGAGCAAUUUAAAAAAAACUAUGAUUCAAUUAUAAAUUCAAUACAAAAUUUAAAUAAUGGAAAGAUUAAUAUAGAACAAUUUUACCAAAAUACAAAACAAUUUUUUAUUUUAAAUAAUAAUUCAAUAGAUGGUUUUAAUAACUUUAUCAAAAAACAAAGACAACAACUUAGAGAUAUCUUUCUUCAGUAUACAACUGACGAUUUUAGAAAUAAAAUUAAAACUCAUAAAAUUUACAUAAGGGAUAAUUCUAAUGUCCAUCAAAACAGUUUUCCAAACUCACUACCAAACAAUAAUAAUAAUAAUAAUAAUAAUAAUAAUAAUAAUAAUAAUAAUAAUAAUAAUAAUAAUAUUAAUAAUAAAAAUAAUAUGGAUUAUCAAGUUUUUGGUGAUGAUUUGAAUGAUCAAGAUGAUAUUUAUGAUUCAAGUGACGAAGAGAAUUUAUAUGAUACCAGUAGGUUCGAUCCAAAUGAACCAUUUAGUUUUAUUAUCGAAAAUCAAAUGCAAACCGAGUUUUUAGAAUUUUUUGAUUCAGACAAUGAAAAUGAUUCAGAAACAAAUUUUAAUAAAAAAAUUGACAACAUAUUAUUCAAUUUAUAUGAAGAAACGUUUAAAAUAGGGAAAAAAUGUAAUAAAAGAAAAGAAAUAAAAGAAGAGAAACAAAUUUCAUUUCAAGAAUUAAAAAGAAAAAAAUCAAUUUUAAAAAACUAUCGUCAACUAUUGAUCCAAAUGGAGAAAAGAACAGAGUCUAUGCUAGAUUUAUAUUUAGCAUAUGAUUUGAUGGAUGAUAGAAGAACAAAGAAAAUGAAAAGAAAACUUUAUGUUAAUCCCAAGAGAUUAGAAAAAAAUUUAAAUUCACCUAAUAAAAAAUCUUAUAAUAAAAAAUCAUCAAUAGAUAAUGAAAUUGAAUUAAAAAAUAAAGAUUGGGUUCAAUUGACUGGUUUACAACAACAUAUUUUAGAUUGGUUAUAUAAAAAAAUAGAACCCCAAAUAAAAGAUCAAACUAAAAGAUUAUCACUAAAAUCAAGAAUUCAUUUAUUUUUAACAUUUUUAAAGAUGGGUAGUAAUUCAUAUACAAUACUUUCAACAAUUUUUGGUGUUAACGAGAAAACAAUAAAUGAUAAAACCCAAGAACAAAAAAAAAAAAUACAAUCUUCAUUUCAACAGAAACAGGCAGCUUUAAGAACACCUGUUGAAAGAGGUAAUAGCUCAGUUAAAAGAUUUGGAAUUGCCAAUACCAAAUUAAUUUAA